Messenger RNA from Heterostelium album PN500, 1863 nucleotides. RefSeq lists its product as uncharacterized. The coding region runs from base 1 to 1863 and encodes 620 amino acids. Lineage: Eukaryota; Evosea; Eumycetozoa; Acytosteliales; Acytosteliaceae. The record is from RefSeq and is a predicted model, not a curated record. The transcript has 6 exons. Gene Ontology annotation, molecular function: protein binding.
AUGAAUAGGUUUGAAUGUGUUUAUGAAAUAAAUAGAAAACAAACAAUUAUAUACAUUGAUGUUGUUUAUCGAUGGGAAGAUUUAAUAGACACUCCACAUGUAUUGGCGGGUCAUAAUUAUUUCCCUCUCUUAAGAGAAUGUUUGGAAUCCAAAGAACAUGGUUUGGGGUCACCAGAAAUAUCGAUAGUAUUUGAAUGUGCAAUUCGUGGAAACAGUGACUUGGAGAUACUAGACUAUUUAAUAAACUACUUUAUUAUUGACAAGCAAAGUUCUUAUACGCUUAACUCUCUAUUUAUCGAAGCUACUGAGUAUGGUCGGUGCGAGGUACUGUCAUAUCUAUUAAAUACCUACAAAGAACAUCAAUUUGAUUUUGGUAGUUCAAUGGUCAAUGCUCCUCUUGGAAACAGUAUGGAGGUGUUGGAAUUCUGUGUUAAAAAGUUCAAUGGUUCUCCAGAAGGAAAAGAUUAUGUUUGUAGUUACGAAGAUGGUCAAGAGAUCAGUGUAUUUGAUAAUACAGUGGUUGUCGGAAAUAUAGAGAUGUUUCAAUACCUUUUGGAGACUAGAGAACAAGAUUUAAAAUUUGGAAAUCUUUUCCAAAGAUCAAUUGAAGCUGGUCAUGUACAUAUGGUGGACUAUGGGUUAAGAGACUGUAGCUUUGGAUCAAUGGAUAGGGCAAUAGGUGAAAAAAUUGAUGAUAUGGUCAUAUGGAUGUUCAAAAAUUUGACACAAAAAUGUUCAUCAUAUGCAUUUGAUAAUGCAGCUAGUAAUGGAUGGUUGGAAUCGAUGAAGUUUCUCCAUGAGAAUGGUGUUGAAUGUACCACCGAAGCUAUGGAUUUUGCAGCAUCGAAUGGACACCUAGACUGUGUAAAGUGGUUACACUUCAAUCGUAGCGAAGGAUCAACUACUUUUGCAAUGAAUGAAGCUUGCAACAAUCACCACCUAGACGUUAUCGAAUGGCUGCACUAUAAUAGAAGUGAAGGUUGUACAACUUAUGCAAUGGAUGCAGCAGCUAAGAUGGGAUUCCUCGAUGUUGUAAAAUGGUUGCAUGUAAAUAGGUCAGAAGGAUGUACCAACAUUGCAAUAGAUUAUUCGGUUGCUCACGGGCAUUUCGAUGUUGUAAAAUGGCUCCUUGAAAAUAGUUUAAAUUUUUAUGUUUAUAUAAAGAUAAAUGAUAAUAUUGGCGGUGUGAUCUACGGGCAUCUUUUAGUACUAUUUAGAAGAAAGAUAAAUUUAGAUAAUAUAAUGAUGUACUAUGAUGAUGAUGACAGUUUUGAAGAUAGUGACAACCAAAGCGAAACAAUAGAAGCCGAUUCUCAAGCUGAACUUGAUUUAUUGAAUACUGGAGGAGGUGGUGGUGGUGUUGGAGAUCAACUGACACAGGAUCUUUCAAUGGGAGUAGUGCUUAGUGGUGACAGUGGAAUUGAAUUUAGUAGCAGUGGUGGCGGUGGUGGCGGUGGUGGAGACAAUCAAUCACCUUCGAUAGUAUCCGAAAUGAAUGAGUACACCGACAGUGACUAUGACAGUCAGAGUGUAGGUAGCUUAGACAGCUAUGAUUCGGAAAUCGAUAGUGUAGACACCUCACAUCGCUGCCCACACUCUGUGUGCACAACUAAUGACUUCUUUGAAGAUAUCAUACAACAUGCACUAGAAAAACAUACCUCCUGUGCAGCCAAUUGUCUAGGUUGUCGUCUCGUAAAUGAUAUCAACCGUCGCAAUGAAAUCUACCUUGAAAGGAAUUAUACUCCAGGUCUCAACAAUUUUUUCCCACAUCACCCACCCAACAAUAAUAAUAAUAAUAAUAAUAAUAACAAUAAUAAUAAUGAUGAUGAUGAUGAUGAUGAUGAUGGUGAUAUAUGUGUAUAA